GUUUUUAAUUAUUGCAUAUGAUCGCUGUACCAUAUUUUUCUUUGAAGAUAAAACUUUCUAACCGAAAGUUAACCAUAAAUCAUGAAAAUUGCUAUAAUUUUACUGGCCAUUGCUGGUCUAGUAAAUGGCAGCAGCAGCAACUCUAAUCAAAAAUUUUUAAAUAAACAAAAGUUUCUUUUGGAAAUAGUUUAUCGUGUUGAGGAACCCUUGAUGUUUGAGGAAUGGAUCAAACUUGGCAAGACGUUUAACUUUGAUAGAUCUGAAUACACACGUAUACCUCACUAUAUGGAGAAAUAUUGCAAAGCCUUGAAAUUUGGUGCCACACUGCCUAAGAGUGAAUACUUUGGCGCUCUAACAGAAAGUCACAUCCAACAGGCCUAUGGUCUGUUUGGUUUCUUCUACUAUGUCAAAACAUGGGAACUCUUUCAACGAAAUGUUGCCUGGGCUCGUAUGUUUAGCAAUGAAGCCACUUUUGUUUAUGCUUUAAACUUAGUGCUUCUGCAUCGCGAUGAUUUAAAGGGUUUGCUGUUGCCUUCAAUUUACGAAAUCUUUCCCCAAAACUUCUUUAACAGCAAAUUCAUUUAUGCAGCCGAGAAAUUUGAUUAUGAAACCUGGUCCCAAUACAUCAUGUAUGAAAAGCAAUACAAGGAUAUACUCUACGAAGAUUAUGCUAAAGUCUAUAAGCCCUACGAUAGACAUUUUUACUAUCGCUAUACCACAGAUUGGAAGUUGUGGCAAUGGUGGAAAAUGAUGGGUUUAGGUGAUCACUGGUACUCUGAGGAACACUUUAUAAUGCGCGAAAACUGGCCAGAGUACUACGAGGAUCCCAAAUUCUUUGAAAUCUACGACAGCACCCACAUGUUCUUCAUGCCUGUAGACUAUACGCGUAAUAUUGAGCUCAACAAUUUGGAAUCCACUUUAUCUUUCUUAACUGAAGAUGUGGGCUUAAAUGCCUACUGGUAUUAUCUUAAUCUUAAUCUCGCCUUGGAUGGCAAGCAUAACUAUCAUCGUGAUCAAUUCUGGCUAUAUAAUUUGGAACAAAUUUUACGUCGUUAUCGCAUGGAACGUUUGUCUCAUGGUCUGGAAGAAAUUUUGGAUUUUUCCUUUUUAGACAGCUCGGAUAGUGAUUAUGAUUCACAUUUGAUUUCGUACAAUGGUAUUAGUUAUACGAACCGCAAAUUCUACUAUGAACUCGAACAAUUUGGCCACACCGAUUACUAUCAAAGUCGUUUGGGCAUGUUUGAUCGAUUGGAGGAUAUCAUUAGCAAGAGUUUCUUUGAAACUUAUGCCGGCGAAACGAUUGAUUUGCUUAAGCCCGUAAACACUGUAUUUAAGGGCAAUACUAAGCAGGGCAAAGUUGAUACCUUCGACAAAUACACCUUUCAAUACUGGUACCAGUAUACCCACAUGUAUUUCGCUAAGAGUAACUCUGAUGAUUACGAAGUUCUGCCAAAUGCGUUUUUAAAUUACGAAACCAUGAUGCGUGAUCCUAUGUUCUAUAGCUUCCACAAGAAAAUCGCUUCCGUCUUUUACGACUUCAGGAGCAAUAUUGCGCCCUAUACACACGACGAAUUAUUGUUCCCUAAUGUGAUAAUCAAAGAUGUUGAGGUCAGUGAAUUGGUAACCUAUUUCGAUUUGGUAGACUUUGAUGUCAGCAACUUAAUAAACGACAAGGUUAACUUCGUUGAUGAUCAAAUGAUUUGGGAUAAGACCUUGUUGGCUCGUCAAAUGCGUCUCAAUCACAAACCUUUUGAAUUUGUAUUUAGCGUGGAAUCGGACAAAACUCACAAGGCCGUAGUACGUACAUUCUUGGGUCCCAAAUAUGAUCAAUUUGGUCGUGUUAUCACCUUGCCUAAAAAUCGUGAAAACUUCAUGGAAAUCGAUAGCUUUUUCUACACUCUUAAAGCUGGUAAUAAUAUAUUCAUACGAAAAUCUGAUGAUUUUUCCUGGACCGCUAAGGAUCGCAUAUCCUACACCGAAUUGUACAAGCUUCUAAUGCUGGCCAUUGAAGGCAAAUAUGAAUUUCCCACAAACUUAACUAAACCUCAAUGUGCCUUUCCAGAUCGUUUACUAUUGCCUCGUGGUUGGCCCCAAGGUAUGCCUAUGCAAUUGUUUUUCUUCAUCACUCCCUUAAAAGCCAAAUACGAUAACAAUUCCACCUUUGACUACGCUUAUUCUUGCGGCAUUGGUUCUGGUAUUCCCUACAACGCUGAAAUUGCAUUCGGCUAUCCUUUCGAUCGGGAAAUAAUCGAGUAUGAAUUCUUCGUACCCAACAUGCUGUUCAAGGAUGUCAAGAUCGGCCAUAAAGACACUUUCGAAAAAUACUUUGAGCACAAAUACGAACAUUUUGGGCAGUUCGAUUAUGAAUAUCUUUAAACAAGUAAUUUGCUGGAUUAUAUUAAGAAGUUUUGGUUUUCAGAAAGUAUUGCAAAAAGAUAUUAAUUAAAACUAUUUUUGAUUCAUUAUUAAUAAUUUAAUAAAAAAAUAUU
This is a messenger RNA of Lucilia sericata (common green bottle fly), 2489 nucleotides long. Its product is annotated as arylphorin subunit C223-like. NCBI's taxonomy places the organism in Eukaryota, Metazoa, Arthropoda, Insecta, Diptera, Calliphoridae. The coding region runs from base 82 to 2376 and encodes 764 amino acids. The record is from RefSeq and is a predicted model, not a curated record. The transcript has 2 exons.